Messenger RNA from Cucurbitaria berberidis CBS 394.84, 1398 nucleotides. RefSeq lists its product as uncharacterized. The transcript has 3 exons. Gene Ontology annotation, biological process: glutathione metabolic process; cell redox homeostasis; cellular response to oxidative stress. The record is from RefSeq and is a predicted model, not a curated record. Gene Ontology annotation, molecular function: glutathione-disulfide reductase (NADPH) activity; NADP binding; flavin adenine dinucleotide binding. Lineage: Eukaryota; Fungi; Ascomycota; Dothideomycetes; Pleosporales; Cucurbitariaceae. Bases 1 to 1398 code for a protein of 465 amino acids. Gene Ontology annotation, cellular component: cytosol; mitochondrion.
AUGGCUUCCAACACAAAGGAAUGUGACUACCUUGUGAUCGGUAUUGGUAGCGGAGGUAUCGCCUCGGGGCGACGAGCUGCCAAACAUGGCGCCAAGGUCAUUGCCGUCGAAUCCAAACGAUACGGCGGUACCUGCGUGAAUGUCGGCUGUGUUCCAAAAAAGGUGACCUGGAACGCGGCAGCCAUUGCGGAAACAUUCAAACAUGCCAAAGCAUACGGUUUCCAGGUCAGCGAACAACCGGCAUUCGACUGGCCGUACUUCAAAAAGAAGCGGGAUGCCUACGUGAAGCGACUGAACGGCAUCUACGAGAACAACCUCAACAAGGAUGAAAUCGAGCAUCUCAAGGGACGCGCCAAGUUUGUCGCAAAGGACGAGGUUGAGGUCGCGCUUGAGGGUGGAGGUACUCAGCGCAUCAAGGCGAAGCACAUUCUCAUCGCUACGGGUGGACGGCCAAAGCUGCCCAGUAUCCCCGGAGAGGAGCUCUGCAUCUCUAGCGAUGGCUUCUUCGACCUCGAGAAGCAACCGAAGAGCAUUGCAACCAGCGGUGCAGGGUAUAUUGGCGUCGAGAUGACGGGCAUGCUCCACGCCCUCGGCACGAAGACGCAUUUCUUCAUCCGCGGCGACAAGCUCUUACGAUCCUUCGACCCCAUGAUCCAAGACGCCGUCACCAAGGAGUACGAGCAUCAAGGCGUCAAUCUCUACAAGGGCUCACAGAUCACCAAAGUGGAGGACAUUGGUAACGGACUCAAACGUGUCACCUACCAGGAAACCAAGACAAAGAGGGAAUCAACCAUCGAAGUCGAGGAAGUCCUCUUUGCCACUGGUCGCGUACCCGAAAUCGAAGACCUAAAGAUCAAAGACUUUGGCAUCAAGCUUAAUGACAAGAACCACAUCGUGACCGACGAUUACCAAAACACCUCGCUCCCCAACAUCUACGCCAUUGGCGACGUCUGCGACCGCGGCUUCGAACUCACACCCGUGGCCAUCGCUGCCGGCCGAAAGCUCUCCGACCGCCUCUUUGGAGGCAAGCCCGAUGCACACCUCGAGUACCACAACAUCCCCAGUGUUGUCUUUGCACAUCCCGAGAUUGGCUCCAUCGGCCUGACGGAGCCUGAAGCUCGUGAGAAGUACGGCGACAAGGUGAAGGUCUACAAGGCGGAAUUCACUGGCAUGUACUUUGCUAUGAUGGAACCUGAGGAGAAGCAGGUGACUGCCUACAAGAUCGUUGUCGUUGGUGAGGAAGAGAAGGUUGUAGGGCUACAUAUCUUGGGUCAGGCAAGUGGCGAGAUUCUACAGGGUUUCGGCGUGGCGAUCAAGAUGGGUGCCACGAAGAAGGAUUUCGACAACUGUGUGGCUAUCCACCCAGUAUCGGCUGAGGAACUGGUCACCAUGACUUAA